CUUUGCCUAGAGGAGCUGAAUGUGGUAGUUGGUACUCUGUACUUCUAUAUUGUACUGCAGUAUCUGGUUUUUAAAUGUGGCAUGUCAAAUGGGGGGGACUUGUGUCGUACAGUAUGUCUGAACUGAGUCUUCUAGGAUUUUAACUGUAGGGAUAAGUUGCCCCCCCCCCAGAUGCUGGUCUUGUCAGUUUUCCAUUUCCCCACUAAAGGGUUGACAUUAAGGGUUGCAGCUAUUGCCUGGGGCAAGUGAGCUGAGUGGUCAUACAAGUUGAACCUGCUCUGUGAUUGGCCCAUUAGGCAGGUGAUCUACCAAAAUGCAAAGAAUUCCAGUAAGUAAACAUGACCUACAAACCUACAGGAGUUGAACAUGGAUUCCGGGCCAAGCCUCACAGUCCCCAUUACAGCCAGAAGACUUACACCCCCCCAAUCUAAAGGCCACCCCAGACUCGGAACACACUGACCUUUUUAAUGUCAGAGGUCAUUGUCAGUGAUUCAUUGUCUCUGUACCAAAUAGCACUCUAUUCCCUAUAUAAUGGGCCCUGGUCAAAAGUUGUUCACUAUAUAGUGACUGGGGUGCUAUUUGGAACACAACGUGUUCUUGACUAGCACACUGAAUUAACUUAGGUGUGUGUGUGUGUGAUGCAUCACAUUCCCUGUAGUUUUAUAUAUUCAAAUACUGGAAAAAUAAAGAAAAUAUUUACCCCGAGUUAAUUAACAGAUGGAAUUUGGUCACAAGUGCUCCCUUCAUAAAAUGAGUUGCAUGAUGCAUCUGUGUGUGAGAUGUUUAUAGAUGGGUCUGCUUUAUCAUUUAGCUCUCUCGCAUUAGCUCUUUUUAUCUCCCUCGUUUUAACUCGAUCUAUGUUUACUACAGUGAGCAGACAUGUGAACUGUGUAUCUCUUCACUGUCCCAGCAGGUGCACAUGCUUUCAGUGAACGCAUUUCCAGUUCAAUGCAUUUCUAGGGCAUCUCAGGUCGAUAAACUUUAACUGGGAUCCGGUCAGUUUAAUCUUCUGACCUUCGUGUCAUGGGUCCAUUAUUUUCUCCUUUAGAUGGUUCAGCAUUUCUCGUGGCAUCCUGCUGAGGUAAUUCUGUGCAAAUAAUAGGCCUAAGUGUGGAUGGAAUUUAUUAGUUUCAAAACCUAGUCGUUAUAUGGUUUUAUACCAUUUUAAUCUCUCAUUAUUACACAAUUGGAGUUCAGGUCAUACAGACCUUGCGCCAAAGUUCCUCUGCAGUGGAUGGGAUGUCCCGUUACAUGCGGCGAGAACACUGCAGUCAGCGAUAACGCCUAGGUUGGCUGUCAACCUGUAGAAAGACCCUCUAUCUCCGAUCAUCUCUAUAAUCUCUAACUCUUAACAUUGUUCGUGCUCAUUCUCCAUUUUUAGCCUAUUAACAUGCUGUUUUGACAGUGCAGUGAGACGUUUUUAUACCCCUUUGGGAGGUUUUCAGAGCGAUCGUUACGUGCCAGUCACGUGUCAGCCCCUGUGAGAGCGACUUUGGUUCACGCGACCCUUCUCAAUAAAUCGCAAAUGUUCUGUUGAACUCUGAGGGGGGAACACACAGUUAAAUAAAGUUAUGGCUCAUUCAUCCUCAAAGGAACGGGUCCUGCUAUGUCGAUGUAUAUGUCAAGGAACCUUCAAGUAGAAGCAGUCUAAGUGCACUAUCAAAAGGACAGUGUGCACCUAAAAUGUAGGAAUCUCCCAUCUAGCUCUUCGAGCGCAGAACACCAUCGAUAUUUCUUGCUAUUGGAGAUCAAGAGGAAAAUACUUCAAAAUCUGAUGGAAGAUUAAGAGUUGUGACUGUAGGUAGGGUGAGUGAGGGGCCACAAUGCAACAAUAAAACUCUGAUCUAAAAGAGAGCAACUGGUCCAGCAGAUUUGUAUAUGGUGCAAGGCUAACCUUGACACAGCUGUAGAUGGAUCUCCCUAUCCAGACACACCAGAGGAUGAUGCUACAGUAGACAACAGAUCAUUUGAAUUCUCUCUGCUGCUGCUGCUUUCACCAUGCUACCUAAAGAACACAACAGCGAGCCCAAGGCUGCCAAGCUCAGCCUGUUCAACAGAAAUAACGCCCUGAAUGCCUGUAUGAAGAAAGAGGAGAAGAAAGAGAAGGAUAUUCAUUAUGAGGAUUCCCCAGAUGGUGGCUGGGGCUGGAUGGUUGUACUUCACUGCUUCCUGGUGAAUGUGCUGGUGAUGGGGACCCUGAAGACGUUUGGGAUCUUCUUCGUGACAUUCCAGGAUGAGUUCGGAGGGUCGGCAGAGAGUAUCAGCUGGAUCGGCUCCAUCAUGUCUAGCCUGCGGCUCUCUGGAGGUCCCCUGGCCGCUGUAUCGUGUGCGAAGCUGGGGAACAGAGUGACCUCUAUAGCUGGGGCUGUGCUGGUCAGUGUUGGCUUCCUCAUGAGUGUCUUUGCCACCAGUGUGGUAUUCCUAUACAUCAGCAUGGGGCUGAUUGUGGGCCUUGGUUUUGCACUCCUGUACCAAGCCACCUCUGUUGUCACGGCAACAUAUUUCCGUAAGAGGUUAGCGACGGCAUACUCCAUCGGGCGGUCUGGGAUGGGCUUGACCUUCGCCCUCGCCCCUUUCACUCAGCUGCUGCUGGAUCAGUAUGCCUGGCAAGGAGCUCUGCUGAUCCUAGGAGGCCUGAUGUUAAACCUGGUGGCCUCUGGGAUGCUGCUAAGACCCAUCCACAUUAAGCCUGCACCACCCCCUUCCUCAUCCUCAUCUUCAUCCAUCCAAAAAAGCCCUCUUAUAGAUCCAGAGAAGGAGAAGGACCGCCCUCAGAAUGGAUGCUGCUUUAACAGAUCCACAAUGUUAACCAAUGGCAUCACCAAAUCAGACUCUUCUCCUUCCACUCCACAACCCCUGCAUUGGGACACUGAGACCUCAGAGAAGGUCUCCACACAUGGGAUGGGAAAGAACAACUACAUCCCCCCACCUCCACCAAACCCUGAACUGACCAAGCUGGUACAAAACAGCGUGAACAGGCAUGUUCAGGAGGCAUCCCCUCCCACAGCCACCAUAGACAGCCCCAGCCUCAUGGAACAGAACGGUACCAUUAGCCUAAACGGUUCCUCUGUGUUUGGGUUCUCCUCAACUAAUGGUUCUACCACUGUGGAUGAUCACAUCCCACCGGCUGUGAAAAAUAACAGAGUCCUAGACUUCUCCCUGUUGAAGAACCCCUUCUUCUGCAUCUACACUUGGUCCGUGGUAUUCAGCCAGCUGGCUUACUUCAUCCCCUACUUCCACUUGUCUGCCCGGGCCAGGAACCUGGGUAUAGAUGCCAUGGAUGCUUCCUUCAUCAUCUCUGUGGCAGGUAUCACAGAGACUAUAGCCCAGCUAGGCUCUGGUUGGCUAGCGGAUAAGAACCCGUUCCAUAAGUACCACUACCACAAGACCUACCUGAUCCUGUGUGGAGUGGUCAACCUGUUUGCCCCGCUGGCUAACACCUACAUCCUGCUCAUGGUUUACGCUGUCUUCUUUGCCAUCUUCUGUGGCGGUUACAUGGCACUGCUACUGCCUGUCCUGGUGGAUCUGGUAGGGCAAGAGAAACUCAACAACUCCAUGGGAUUUUCUAUGUUCUUCGUAGGCCUCGGCUGUCUGACAGGACCUCCUCUCGCAGGUUUCCUGUAUGACUACACCCAGACCUACGACUGCUCCUUCUACCUAGCGGGGGUGUGUUACCUGCUCUCCUCUGUCUCUCUCUUCCUGGAGCCCGUGGCGAGGAGGUGGCAGAGCAGAAAGAGGAGAUGCGAGGCCCGCGAUGUAGACACCAGCUGGAAGACUAACGGCUGCUUCUGCCCUAAGCUUCCUGUCCUAAAGAACAGCAACAACAAUGGCGUCGUCUAGAGGGUAGUUUCACCCCAGCUAGCACAUUUGGUUCCUUGGAAGUUCAUAUGCAAAAUAACCAUAGGACAAUCACUACGGGAGCAGUAUGCUAGCUGGGGGACAUUACCAUACUCUCCUUCAUUAAGCCUGGAAUCAUGUAGAUGGAGGGAGGACAGGGUUGGCUUCCUGUUCCUAAUAUAUGUAAUUUAGCAGACACUUGAUAAUUAUUCAAAGCGACUUACAGUAAAGUGAGUACAGACAUUUUGGGGAUUUGUGAUCCCAGCGGGAAUCGAACUUGCGACCUUGGCACUACUAGCACCAUUGCUCUUACUGAGACACACGUAACCAUGUAGAGGGAGGGAGAGCAGAGUUGGCUGCUUCCCCUUUCUCUCUCCUUCCUUAAAACAAGCAUGUGCCAACUGUGCCAGUUACCCAGCUUUUGGGUGGACUGAAAUGACCCUGCUGCUUUGGCGAAAGCCAAGGAAUACCCAACUGACUGACUGACUGAGGAGAAAGCCAAGGAAUACCCAACUGACUGUCUGACUGACUGAGGAGAAAGCCAAG
Molecule: messenger RNA, 4383 nt
Organism: Oncorhynchus tshawytscha (Chinook salmon)
Lineage: Eukaryota; Metazoa; Chordata; Actinopteri; Salmoniformes; Salmonidae
Product: solute carrier family 16 member 4
Exons: 11
Coding region: 1999-3840 (613 amino acids)
Biological process (GO): transmembrane transport; monocarboxylic acid transport
Molecular function (GO): monocarboxylic acid transmembrane transporter activity
Source: RefSeq, a predicted model, not a curated record